AAGGAGACAGAGGGAACCAUUUGUUUCUUUAAGCCUUUAAGGCACCAUACUUCGGAAAAAAAACGAGUAAACAAUAGAAUAAAUCCUAAUCACAAAUCCUAGGGAGAUUUGGCUUUGCUCAAGCUCAAAGUUAUUAAACUAUAUAUGGAUCCUUAUCAGAAUCCUAAUCCGAAAGGGUACCAGGGACAUAUGCCAUUAAUUGUCUCAGCCGGCGACGGUGGCAGUGGUGGCUCCGAUAUCCCCCAAAGAACAGUUGACAAUAAGCAGAAGAAGAAGCUUCUCCACCGCGACAUCGAACGCCAGAGAAGACAAGAAAUGGCUACACUUUUUGCUUCUCUUCGUGAUCACCUACCUCUUCAAUACAUCAAGGGGAAGAGAGCUGUUUCGGAACAUGUAAGUGGAGCGGUGAAUUUUAUUAAGGACACGGAAACAAGGAUUAAAGAACUCAGUGCAAGAAGAGACGAGCUAAGCCGAGAAACAUGUUAUAAAUCGAAUCCGGAUCUAGCAGGAACUGCAUCCGAGUUAGGCAAUUCGGUUCCGGCGAGUGUGUUAGUGCAACCAUGCGUGAGCGGUUUCGAAGUGGUGGUGAGUAGCAAUUCGUUAGGACCCCAAGCUUUACCACUCUCAAGAGUGCUUGAGGUACUUCAGGAGCUAGGGCUUGAAGUCAUCAGCUCUCUCACCACAAGAGUUAAUGAGAGUCUCAUACACACUAUUAGAGUCGAGGUUAAUAGUUUUGGAUGCUUGGACUUAGCUUAGUUGCAGCAGAAGCUAGUUGAGGAGUUGAUACCUUCGACGGGAAAUAUCUAAUGCCUUUAUGAAACUUCAUCUUUGGAGCGGGACUUGAAAGUCAUUCUUAAAAGGAGGCGUAUCUUAGGUUUAAACAAGUCCAGGUACGUACUUUAUGUUUGAAAAGGAUUUGUACGAGUAGGUCAUAAAGUUCAUCAUCAUUCACCGCCCACACAGUAAAGAUUUUUGUUGUGUGCUUCCCUUACGUUUUGCUUAUUAUUCCAUUGUCAUGUUUUCAUGCGUUUUUUUGUGUAAGGAUAUAAGGUUUUAUGUAAUAUAUAUCCCAUGAAUCAUUGAGUCCUA
Raphanus sativus (radish) is the source of this 1089-nucleotide messenger RNA. RefSeq names its product transcription factor bHLH126-like. Gene Ontology annotation, cellular component: RNA polymerase II transcription regulator complex. The transcript has 4 exons. Bases 145 to 756 code for a protein of 203 amino acids. Gene Ontology annotation, biological process: regulation of transcription by RNA polymerase II. Gene Ontology annotation, molecular function: RNA polymerase II transcription regulatory region sequence-specific DNA binding; protein dimerization activity; DNA-binding transcription factor activity, RNA polymerase II-specific. The record is from RefSeq and is a predicted model, not a curated record. NCBI's taxonomy places the organism in Eukaryota, Viridiplantae, Streptophyta, Magnoliopsida, Brassicales, Brassicaceae.